Pungitius pungitius (ninespine stickleback) is the source of this 1402-nucleotide messenger RNA. Its product is annotated as fibroblast growth factor-binding protein 1-like. Gene Ontology annotation, molecular function: growth factor binding. Gene Ontology annotation, biological process: cell-cell signaling. Bases 110 to 787 code for a protein of 225 amino acids. The record is from RefSeq and is a predicted model, not a curated record. The transcript has 2 exons. Lineage: Eukaryota; Metazoa; Chordata; Actinopteri; Perciformes; Gasterosteidae.
AUCUAUGUAUGAAAGCCAUGUGCGAAGUCCCGGAGAGCCACAAUAAACAGCUUUACGCACAGAAACCCUCGGAGUUUAACGACAAGAAUACAUUUGUUUUAAAGAGAACAUGCUGCUGCUGAGGACUGUCGCUCCCUGGAUGCUGCUGGUCUUCCUCGGCCACCAGGUCUCUCUGUGCUGCGGUGCGCGCCAUAAGAACCGAGGAGCGGACAAGGCCGCGACCACAGCCCCCGACAAGGUGCACGUGAGCGGGGACAAGCCCGCGGCGAGCGGCCGGGGGAAGUUCCUCGCCGUGGACAAUAUGCUCUGCUCGUGGGGGACGAAGGACGUCGGGGACACCGUCAGGCUCUCCGUGAAGUGCAAGGACCGGAGGACGCGCGUCAAAGGCGCAGCCGCCGACCUGGAGUGCCAAUACAACGCCAAACCGCAGAGCUGCCCGGGCUACCGGUCCGACACCAGGGGCUUCUGGAAACAGGUGGCCCGCGCGCUCAAAAGGCUGCAGGGCAAGGUGUGCAAGGACGGCCGCGCGCUGGUGAGGGCCGGCAUGUGCAAGCGCGCGCCUCGGGACGCGCACUUCAAGCUGGCGGUCCGCGCCACCGUCGCCCCCGCGGUGCUCGCGGAGCCGGAGGAUGAUCGCGAGCCGCUGCCCACUCGCGCCGCCUCCGCGGGACCGACGGCCUGCAGCGCGCGCGCGGACCACCGGGAGACGGCUGAGGAGAAGUGCGGCAGCUCGUGGGCGAGUGUGUGCAACUUCCUCCUGUCCAUGCUGCAAAGGGACGAAUGUUAGCUCUCAGAUCACAUCUUAUUUCAGGGUUGUUCACAGGCUCACACACACACACACACACACACACGGCGAUAUUUGAUAUUCGUUUUUGGAAAGUAACUUUUCUACACAAUGCGGAGCAACUUGUACUUGCUCUGAAAAAAAUACAACGUUUAAAAAGCAAUUAUAGUUACUUUUAAGAUUUUGAAUGUCCCUUUCAAAAAUGCAUAGAAUAUGAUUUUAACUAUUAAAAAAGCUGCUCAAACUUCAAUGCACUAGUAAUGAUGAUUUACGUUUGGUUUUUAUAUAGAGAUUAUUUUAUUGCUUGAAGUCAAAUUUGCUGAUGAAUCUGUGUUUUACGUGUUUCGAAUAUUUUGAAUGAAUUUCUUCCCCAAUCCUUCAGUUGACCACUAAACACAAACAUGAACCAACCGCAGAGCAUUGGUCACCUGAUUUUAAAGUUUUCAGUCCUGGAUCUGGAGAAUAUUGUUUUAAUUACUUUUACGUAUUGUGUGCAUUUCUACAAUGUGGUUUUGUUAUAUAUUCAACACUUCUUGCACCUCUUGAACUGGAUUAUUAUAAUAUAGAGUGGUACAUUUCUUCUACCUCUUGUCAACUUUAUCAAUCAACCAUGUAAAC